Molecule: messenger RNA, 1198 nt
Organism: Pseudomassariella vexata
Lineage: Eukaryota; Fungi; Ascomycota; Sordariomycetes; Amphisphaeriales; Pseudomassariaceae
Product: Der1-like family protein
Exons: 3
Coding region: 256-1011 (251 amino acids)
Biological process (GO): endoplasmic reticulum unfolded protein response
Cellular component (GO): Hrd1p ubiquitin ligase ERAD-L complex; endoplasmic reticulum membrane
Molecular function (GO): ubiquitin-specific protease binding; misfolded protein binding
Source: RefSeq, a predicted model, not a curated record
AAGCAUCAAGCAAUAAUCCCUCCCACCUUUCCAAUUCAUUCACUUCCCCUAAAGUGAAUUGGUCAACCAACAUGCCAACAGCAGCACUUGAAAAGUUGCCUGCCUGCUGCACGCGUGCUGUGCCACCUUGAAGUUCCCACCUCAAGGCUGUACACAUAGCAAACAAAUAACUUCGACUUCGUGUCAUCUUUUCGCUGCCUCUUCUGACACUAUCCUUGUCCACAGAAAAGCAUCAGCCGAAAACAAUCAGCAGCCAUGGCAGACAUCGUCAGUGCCUACUGGGCGACACCGCCGGUUGCGAGGACGGUCUCAACGCUCGUCUUCGCCUCGUCGGUCGCCGUCUACACUGGUAUGGUCUCGAUGGAGCCCUUCUUAUUCCACUACAUGUUUCUCCUCAAGUUCCCUCCCGGCAUACAUCGGCUGGUAACGAGCUUUCUGGUUACGGGCCCUCAGCUGGGUGUCAUCUUCGACACAUACUUCCUGUACACCUACCUGAGUCAGCUCGAGAAGACCAACUCGAAGUUCACAAGGAAGGAAGACUUGAUCUGGUACUUAACAUUCGUGGGCAGCUUCAUCAUUAUCAUCAAUCAACUAUGGACUGGGGCCCCAAUAUAUCUCCAGGCCCUGAUGAUUGCCAUGUGUUAUACCGCCGUGCAAGACGCGCGGGGGCAGCAGGCACACUUCUAUGUUGUGACCGUUCCAGCACAGCUUAUGCCCUACUGCCUCCUGCUUGUGAACCUGAUGCUUGCAGGCUGGUACUCGUUCCAGGUCGGUCUAACAGGUAUUGUCGCUGCGCACUUGCACGACUUCCUCACUCGACUGUACCCCGAAUUUGGGAAUGGUGUAAACCUGAUUCCUACUCCCUGGUUCAUCUCAUACAUCAUGAGGACGCCACAUGUCCAGAACACCGUCUAUGGUUCAGCCACCGUGCCUCCAAGGCUGAACGAGCCUCGUAGCGGGCCGUUGCCAGACUCAUGGAGGAGUGCUGGUCCCGGAAGGCGGUUGGGUUAGGCUGUGACUUGACGGGCCAGUUGAUCAAGACACGAUCAACGCAGUUGUAAAUUAGCAUCAACGAGAACUUGAGAUCAUACUCGGACAAACCAUAUUGGUACUCUUCGCCUUUGAUACAAGUUGCUUAUCUAUUAUUUGGUGGCAUUCCAUGGAUUGCCACUGAAAUUUUAUGGGAUCAUUGUUGCAU